Molecule: messenger RNA, 807 nt
Organism: Staurois parvus
Lineage: Eukaryota; Metazoa; Chordata; Amphibia; Anura; Ranidae
Source: the annotation of a GenBank genome assembly
AUGCCAGCCCCUCAGCGGAAGAGUAGAGCCAGGGACAGGAAUAAUGUCCUAGCCAGACCGGAGUUUAUGUCUCUCAAUCAGUCAGCAACAACACCUCAGGAGGCCCGAAACUACAACAGGAAACAGAGUGGCCAAUAUGGAAACUCCAGUGAAGGUGCCCGGGAUAGACGGCAAAGCCAGCAGCUGCCAGAAGAGGACUGCAUGCAGCUAAAUCCCUCAUUUAAAGGGAUUGCAUGGAAUUCACUCAUGGCUAUCGAUAUAGCUACAUCUAAAAGUCUUGGAGUCUGUGCUAACAGUACAUCUUCGUGGGCAAGUGCACGGUCCAUGGUCAAGCUGAUCGGAAUAACGAGCCAUGGCCUACCCUGGAUAGUUGGCACGCUGAUUUGCCUAUGGAAUAGCAACACACUAGCUGGACAAGAAGUUCUUGUAAAUCUACUUCUGGCUUUGCUGUUGGAUAUCCUGACAGUGGCUGGACUCCAAAAGUUGGUCAAACGUCGUGGCCCCUUUGAGGUGUCUCCAAGUAUCUUGGACUACCUUGUCCUUGACGUCUACUCCUUCCCAGCAAGCCAUGCCAGUAGAGCCACCAUGGUGUCCAAAUUCUUCCUAAACCACCUAGUCCUUGCUAUUCCUCUACGUAUCCUGUUGGUCCUGUGGGCCUUCUCUGUUGGACUCUCCCGCAUUAUGAUUGGCCGGCACCAUAUCACUGAUGUCAUGGGAGGAUUUGUGAUUGGCUACAUGCAGUUUAACUUUGUGGAAAUUAUUUGGCUGCCUUCUAGUACAUGUCAGAUGCUGUCCUCUCUCUGGUGA